Choloepus didactylus (southern two-toed sloth) is the source of this 1604-nucleotide messenger RNA. It is a transcript of the gene SHBG, whose product is annotated as sex hormone binding globulin. Gene Ontology annotation, molecular function: steroid binding. Lineage: Eukaryota; Metazoa; Chordata; Mammalia; Pilosa; Megalonychidae. The record is from RefSeq and is a predicted model, not a curated record.
UAUUAUCUUAUUAUCUGUUUUCCGGGCUCCAGCCGCGCGACCCCGCUGCUCAAACAUCUCCCUCCGCCCUUCUGUAGUUGAAAUAUACAGUGGGCGCCUGCUUUACCUUCACUCCCACUCGCCCGCUCAUGCAAGCCCACUCUGACCUCGACGAGGACCGCUGCAGCGCGAUGGGGGAGGGACUCGCUCAAGGUCACGGAGCUAGAUAUUUAGGAUCCAGGCCUGUCUCAGCUCUCGCCCUGCUGGAGGAUGCUACUUGGAGAGCAAGGCAGAACUGUUUCAGGCCCCCAGGCCGGUGGAGGCAGCCCCCGCAGGCGGCAGAAGGCUCGGAGGCGCUAGACUUGUCUGAGCCGCAGAGAGGAAUAAAGUUGACUAUGGAGACUAGAGGCCCCCUGGCCGUGUCGCAACCGCUGCUGUUGCUGCUGCUGCUGCUGCUACCGCCUCACACCCACGAGGGACUGGCUCUGGGACGUUUUCCCCCCACCCAGAGGCCCCAGGACCCUCCUGAACUGCAUCUCAUCAAUGGCACAGGACAAGAACCUGUCACCAUCAUGACUUUUGACAUCAACAAAAUCAUGAAAAUCUCCUCCUCCUUUGAACUUCGAACCUGGGAUCCGGAGGGAGUGAUUUUUUAUGGGGAUACCAACCGUAAAGAUGACUGGUUUGUACUGGCCCUUCGGGAUGGCAGGCUGGAGAUCCAAAUGCACAAUCCCUGGGCCCAACUCACCGUGGGUGCUGGGCCCCGGCUGGAUGAUGGGACGUGGCACCAGGUGGAGGUGAAGAGCCUUGGGGACUCCCUGCUGCUGAGGGUGGAUGGGGAGGAGGUGCUGUGCCUGAGGCAGGUCUCUGGGAUGCUGGCCAACAAACCCCAGCCCAUCAUGAGGAUUGCGGUGGGGGGGCUGCUGUCCCCCCCCCCCAACCUCCGGCUGCCGCUGGUCCCUGCCCUGGAUGGCUGCCUGUGCCAGGGUAUUUGGCUGGACCCGUGGGCCCAGACUUCAGUUUCCACUCGCACUGGUUUCAGAGGCUGUGCUGCAGAGUCCCAUCCUGGGAUAUUCUUCCCUCCAGGGACUUGUGCGGAGUUCAGCCUCCAAGAUAUCCCCCAGCCUCAGGCAGAACCCUGGGCUUUCUCUCUGGACCUGGGGUUCCAGGUGGCGGCUGGCACUGGCCACCUCCUUACCCUUGGGACCCCAGAGAACCCUUCUUGGCUCAGUCUCUACCUCCAAGAUCAAAAGGUGGUACUGUCUUCUGGGCCUGGCCCAGGGCUGGACCUGCCCUUGGUCUUAGGUCCCCCUCUGCAGCUGAAGCUGGAUAUGUCCAGGGUGGUCCUGAGCCAGGGGUCAACAAACCAGGUCCUUGCUAUGCCUCCCGAGGACCCUGUCCCCCUCCUCAAUCUCUGGGCCCAGCCUCAGGGGCGCCUCUUCCUGGGGGCUCUGCCAGGAGAAGCCUCUUCUGCCUCCUUUUGCUUGGACGGCCUUUGGGCCCAAGGCCAGAAGCUGGACAUGGACGGGGCCCUGAGCAGAAGCCAGGACAUCUGGACUCACAGCUGUCCCCAGAGCCUGGGCAAUGGCACCGACACCUCCCAUUAAAUCCCUGCUUAAAAACCA